This is a messenger RNA of Adineta steineri, 537 nucleotides long. The record is from the annotation of a GenBank genome assembly. Lineage: Eukaryota; Metazoa; Rotifera; Eurotatoria; Adinetida; Adinetidae.
AUGAUAAGGAAAAUUUUUGGUGUAUUAAAUAAUCAAUAUCUUGAUGAUGAAGGUCAUUUAAAAGUUUUUAAAGCAGCAUGUCGUCUUGGUGAACAUAUCUGUACUGAUAUUAUUGUUCAUCAUCAAAAUCGUCAAGAAUUAUUAUUAAAAUUUUGGUCAACGGUCGGUAUAGCAAAUCCUGAAUUAAUUAAACCUGAAAUACAAACAAAUUUAUUGAAGAUGAUCAUCUCAAUUUUUCAAGAAAAGAUAUUCUUCUUAUCAGAAAAACAUCUCGUUCAUGCGAUUUUAUUAAGAACAGCACUUGAUGCACAAAUGUAUAAAACAACAAUUAAAAAUUACGUUCAUCUCCUUCUCGAUGGUUUUUCUUAUGAAAAACAACAAGAUGAUUCAGUUAUAAUAAAAUUAAAACAUGACUUAAAAACGUAUGAGAAUCUUCGUCGUAUCUACGAUUCACAAAUUAUUCAUCGAUUAAUAAACGCAGCACCAGCUGAACUAAAUGGACGUUCAACUGCUGCUGCUGCUGAAACUGAAAUUUAA